AUGUCCUACGCCCAUCUUGGGGCCCCGACCGCGUUUAAUGGGACAGGUUCCCUCGGGGGUGAUGCCAGGACCGAAAACCUGAACCAAUGGUAUCAAUCCGGAGACCAGGCCUUCAUCCUGGUGGCCGCCUGUAUGGUGCUUCUCAUGGUACCCGGCGUCUCCUUUCUCUAUUCGGGCCUCGCUCGCAGAAAGUCCGCCCUCUCCAUGCUCUGGGUGACGAUGAUGUCCUUUAGCGUCAUCGUCUUCCAGUGGUACUUUUGGGGUUACUCUUUAGCCUUCAGCUCGACUUCCAAAAAUGGCUACAUUGGCAACCUCAACCACUUUGGGCUCCAGAGGGUCCUGGCCACCCCGUCGAUUGGCUCUCCCCUGAUCCCGGCCCUCCUUUACUCCUUCUAUCAGAUGAUGUUCUGCGCCGUCACCGCCUGCCUGACUGUCGGAGCCGUUGCCGAGCGCGGCCGGGUGGUCCCGAGCAUGGUCUUCUGCUUCUUCUGGGCCACCCUCGUCUACUGCCCCCUGGCAUACUGGGUGUGGAACGCCAACGGCUGGGCUUUCAAGAACGGCGUCCUCGACUAUGCAGGUGGUGUCCCCGUCGAGAUCGGCUCCGGUGUCUCGGCCCUCGCCUACUCCUGGGUCCUGGGCCGCCGGAACGAGAAGAUGAUGAUGAACUUCCGGCCCCACAACAUCUCCCUCAUCACUCUCGGCACCGUUCUUCUGUGGUUCGGAUGGCUGGGCUUCAACGGUGGAUCUGCCUUUGGUGCCAACCUCCGAGCCGUCAUGGCUUGCUGGAACUCGUGCCUCACGGCCAUGUUCGCCGCCAUGACUUGGUGUCUCCUCGAUUUCCGUCUUGCCAAGAAGUGGUCCAUGGUCGGUUGGUGUUCCGGAACCAUCUCGGGCCUGGUUGCUGCCACUCCCGCGUCUGGUUUCAUCACCCCGUGGGCUAGCAUCAUCUUGGGUGUCGUUGCCGGCGUCUGCUGCAACUUUGGCACCAAGAUCAAGUUCCUCAUUCGAAUCGAUGACUCUCUCGACGUUUUCGCUGAGCACGGCAUCGGUGGCAUGGUCGGUCUCAUUUUCAACGCCUUUUUCGCCAGCGGUAGCAUCAUCGGUCUCGACGGGGUUAAUAGCGGUGCCAUUGGUGGCUUUGUCGACGGCCACUAUGUUCUCAUCGGAUGGCAGAUCGCUGCUAUCGUCGCUGGUUCUGCCUAUGCCUUUGUCAUGUCCGCUAUCAUUGCCAAAAUCAUUGAUCUCAUCCCCGGCCUUAAGCUGCGUGCCUCCGAAGAAGCCGAGCUCCUUGGUAUGGACGACGACCAACACGGCGAGUUCUCAUACGACUACGUUGAAGUCCGACGAGACUUUUUGGCUUGGAGCCCCCAGCGCGAAGAGCCUGCUCACGAGAGCACCAUCCUGAUUGAGCCUCAGCACGGCAUCCAGGAGCAUGCCAACAUGGCUCGCUCUGCCAGCUUGGCCGAUACUCAGAACGAAGAGAAGAAACCCGCAUCCAUGUACGAUGAUCGCGCCAGGGAGCGCUCGGAGAGCACUGAGACGACCGAGGGCAGCCAGAGCAACGAGAAGCGCGACUAA
Messenger RNA from Trichoderma aggressivum f. europaeum, 1578 nucleotides. RefSeq lists its product as uncharacterized. NCBI's taxonomy places the organism in Eukaryota, Fungi, Ascomycota, Sordariomycetes, Hypocreales, Hypocreaceae. Gene Ontology annotation, biological process: ammonium transmembrane transport. The transcript is spliced from 3 exons. Gene Ontology annotation, cellular component: plasma membrane. Gene Ontology annotation, molecular function: ammonium channel activity. The coding region runs from base 1 to 1578 and encodes 525 amino acids. The record is from RefSeq and is a predicted model, not a curated record.